AUGGCAUCUCUGCUGGACAGCAUAGCCAGACCUUCUGCUGUCGUUCUGCAGCUGUCUGUGGUGCUUGGUGUAGUCUUUGUGCUGCUGAAGGUGGUCCAAUUCUACCAGAAGAGGAAGAAACUCAUCAAAGCUCUGGAAGCAUUCCCUGGUCCCCCAAAACACUGGCUCUAUGGCCACAAUCACCUGAUAACUACUGAAAACAUAUUAAACCAGCUAUUGUUAUGGGGAGAUAAAUAUCCCUAUGCCUUUCCAAGGUGGUUUGGACCAGUCCUGCCUGCUCUAAUAGUCCACCAUCCUGACUAUGCCAAAGUCAUAGUUAGCCAAACGGAACACAAGCCCAGUGUACCCUACAAAUUCUUAACUCCCUGGAUUGGGGAGGGACUGUUGAUUUUGGAGGGAGCCAAAUGGUUCCAGCAUCGGAAGCUGCUCACCCCAGCUUUUCAUUAUGAUGUGCUGAAAACUUACGUGACCCUGAUGUCAGACUCAGUCAAAGUGAUGCUGGAUAAAUGGGAAAAGAAGAACACAGACAGGAAGUCAGUGGAGCUCUUUCGAGACGUCAGCUUGAUGACACUAGACAGCAUCUUGAAGUGUGCCUUCAGCUAUAAUGCCAACUGCCAGACUGAAAGCAACUCAGACUAUUAUAUCAGAGCUGUUUAUGACCUGAGCUACCUCCUGAGCAACAGAAUCCAGAAUUUUUCUUACAAGGAUGUCUUCUAUAACUUGACUCGCAAAGGCCGGGAGUUUCAGGAUGCCUGCAAACGGGCCCAUACCCACACAGAUAAGGUAAUAAAAGAAAGAAAGAUGUUGUUCUCCAGUGAGAAGGAAUAUGACAAGAUCCAGAAGAAGAAACACCUGGAUUUUCUGGACAUUCUUCUUUGUACCAAGGAUGCAAAUGGAGUUGGGCUAUCUGAUGAAGACCUGCGGGCUGAGGUGGACACAUUCAUGUUUGAGGGUCAUGAUACCACAGCCAGUGGGAUCUCCUGGCUCUUGUACUGCAUGUCAUUAUAUCCAGAGUACCAGCAACGGUGCAGGGAGGAGAUCCGGGGAAUCUUGGGAGACCGGGAUACUGUUGAAUGGGAGGACCUCGGGAAGAUGACUUACGCCACGAUGUGCAUCAAAGAGAGCUUGCGCCUAUUCCCAGCGGUUCCUUCUGUGUCCCGACUCCUACAUAAACCUGUCACGUUUCCUGAUGGACGCAGCUUGCCAGCAGGCUGCCAGGUUGCACUGAACAUAUUCGCUAUUCACAGGAACCGGGAUGUGUGGGAGGACCCCGAGGUCUAUGAUCCCCUGAGGUUUUCUCCAGAGAACUCAGCACAGAGGCAUUCCCACGCUUUCCUGCCUUUCUCUGCUGGAUCCAGGAACUGCAUUGGGCAGCAGUUUGCCAUGAACGAGAUGAAGGUGGCACUGGCCCUGACCCUGCUCCGCUUUGAGCUCUGCCCUGACCCAUCCAACCCUCCCACACUGACACCACAGAUCAUCCUCAGGUCCAGCAGCGGGGUCCACGUGCAUCUGAAGAAGAUCCACUGAUCCCCUGAGGCACCACAGCAUGGGUCAAGACCUAUCCCAAGGAC
Messenger RNA from Pezoporus flaviventris, 1571 nucleotides. Its product is annotated as cytochrome P450 4B1-like. The transcript is spliced from 12 exons. Gene Ontology annotation, molecular function: iron ion binding; oxidoreductase activity, acting on paired donors, with incorporation or reduction of molecular oxygen; monooxygenase activity. The coding region runs from base 1 to 1527 and encodes 508 amino acids. The record is from RefSeq and is a predicted model, not a curated record. Lineage: Eukaryota; Metazoa; Chordata; Aves; Psittaciformes; Psittacidae.